Messenger RNA from Labrus bergylta (ballan wrasse), 762 nucleotides. RefSeq names its product family with sequence similarity 240 member A (gene fam240a). The record is from RefSeq and is a predicted model, not a curated record. NCBI's taxonomy places the organism in Eukaryota, Metazoa, Chordata, Actinopteri, Labriformes, Labridae.
CAGAGAGCACCACACAGAGAGAGAGAGAGGCUGACGGACUGAACCAAGAUGAAUCUGGCUCUGAUCCAUGACAGAAAUCACAUCAAGACAUUCUGGGAGAAGAGGAUCGACUCUGAGUGUCAGCAUGUUGAGAGCGAGGGGCAGAGGAGGAACAAGAGCGCACUGAAGAAGCUGAGGGGGGAGUGGCUGGUGCGUCUGGAGAACCGAACCAAACACCUGAAGAACCUGAACGAGAGCUACGUGAAGAAGGCAAAGACGGAGAAACCAGCUGAACAGACGAACGAAGAAACUGUGUCAUCCUAAUGUUUGGAGCAAUAAAGUGUCUUGUUGGAAAACAAAUAUCUUGGUGUUCACUAUCUGAACUUCCUUUGAUUCUGUUGAGUUUAAACUUAACCGGGGAGAAUCAAUUUUAUUUACAUACUUUAUUAAUCCUCGAGGGGAAAUUCUGGUUUCCACUCUCUUAUUUUAGAGACACGCUUAUCACACACAAACAGGACCUGUAGACGUGCAUUAAUGUGGAGGUUUCAGAGCUGCUGGAAGGAGUACUGGGUUCAGUGCCUCGAAGCCUUGCUAAAGGGGGCCCAAGUACUGAAAUCAACAGAACUUCCAGUUACUCACUGAAGAACUGCAGAGGUGCACCAGCUGUCUGUUUGCAAGAAUUAAGAAACGGCAGCAGAUCAUGAAACUAAGAGUAUCAGGAUGAAUCAAUUCCAAUUCUCUCACUGCAAAAACAACUUUCAACAAAAUGUUUGAGACACUUAA